AUGGCUUGCAGGACUUCACGAGGAAAGAUGGUCCUGAUCGAAGAUGUGGAUGAUGAACCCACCAAGGUAGAGGCAAAGCCGUCUUCCGAGUGGAGGCGCAUUCAGGUGGUUGAGGCGGAUUCCGAUGAUGAUGCGGAGGCGAACGUGGAGCCGCCCAAAGCCAGUCGACCACAGCGAGUUUGGUCAGAUCCAUGCCCGGAUCUGGAGAUCACGUGCACCGUGGCUGGAAUCGAGGACGCCAAGAGUCGUGGCAAUCGCCUCUAUGUGGAUGGCAAACUGGCAGAGAGUGAAAGGUGGUUCACCAAAGCCAUUUGGUUUUACGAGUCGGGCAAGGUCAGAGAGGUCCCAGGCGAUCUGCGUUGUGCCUUGCACACCAACAGAGCCUUGGCUCGUUUGAAGCUGCAACGCUUUGCAGAUGCGGAGCACGACUGCAGCACAGUGCUGGAAGAAAAACCGGAGAAUGGCAAGGCUCGGUACCGCCGAGCGACAGCUCGAUUUGAGCAAGGGAAGCUGGUGCCUGCUUUAGAGGAUGCCAAAAAGGCCUUGCUGUCCUUGCCCACUGAUUCACGUUUGGCACUCUGUCAGCUGGGCGUCGACGUGGGACCACAUGAUACGAUUGUACAGGAGGAUGGCUGGGAUGUGAUCAUGCCAGCAGCAAACGGAUGGUCUGCAUGGAACCCUCAUCGCUUCCAGAUGGUCAGGAAGCUGGAGGAUGCGCCUCGCAACAAUGGCCGGGUUUUGUUGAUGAAAGACACCCUCAACUCGAUGCUGGUGGCAGUAAAACAGGUGCCAACCUGGUGGAUGCUAGGAAAUCACUGCGAAUUCCAGACCGCGUAUCCAUGUGAGACAGAGAUGCCUUGGAUGGAUGUGGCGUACUCCGCUUUUCUCAAACAGGUUGGCUUCCACUGGGCAUGCGAGCUGCUGGGUGUUUAUCGCGAUGAGACUUGCACUUACAUCGUCUCCUCUUUCGCGUCGCAGGGCGAUCUCUUCUACUGGUCUUCCCAGUUGGAUCUUCCGCCCGGCAUGGACCGAGAGGCGGCUGUACAGCCUCUAGCAGUGCAAAUGCUCCGAGCAGUACAAGAGCUGCACGACUUGUCUAUAGCCCACAAUGAUUUAUCUUGUGAAAACAUCCUGGUCACAAAGGUUGAGGACACACUCGAAAUUCGGAUCAUCGACCUUGCUGCUGCCUCCGGUGGGAGAAUUUCCAGCGGCGCGCGAGGGAAGGACAUGUACGCAGCGCCAGAAGUGCACACGGGCAAGAAGUACGAUGCUUUCCUGGCAGAUGCAUUCUCGCUAGGUGCCUCGCCGACUGGAAGUCGCUGCUCCAGGUAUCCUUGGAAUUCCACGAAACCUGGCUGCUGUAAGUCUUUUGAGUACGUUCGCAAACACGGUUUGCGCCAGUACCUGAUCAAGCGAAAGCUCUCCGGAACCAACAUGGUGUUUGCAGAUGUGCUUUCGGAGCCUUGUAUCCACCUGCUGGAGGGUUUGCUAUGCUUUGACCCACAGUACCGUCUUACUCUCGGAGAGAUGGUUUGGUCUGAAGGAGUGGAUGAGACGGCUGAGCGCUGCUCAGUGUGGAGUGAGGAUUGGGUCCUGAGCGCACCUCAGCCUUGGGCCCGAGAGAUCAGUGAAUUUUAAACUGCACGAAAUUGUCGUUUGCAAAGAUUCCACAUGCACGAUUCUGCUGCAGACGUCACGGCAUAGUUUUUUGAGGGCAAC
This is a messenger RNA of Cladocopium goreaui, 1719 nucleotides long. The record is from the annotation of a GenBank genome assembly. NCBI's taxonomy places the organism in Eukaryota, Dinophyceae, Suessiales, Symbiodiniaceae.